This is a messenger RNA of Cavia porcellus (domestic guinea pig), 4570 nucleotides long. RefSeq names its product histone H2B type 2-F. Gene Ontology annotation, molecular function: structural constituent of chromatin; DNA binding; protein heterodimerization activity. Lineage: Eukaryota; Metazoa; Chordata; Mammalia; Rodentia; Caviidae. Gene Ontology annotation, cellular component: nucleosome. The transcript is spliced from 2 exons. The coding region runs from base 70 to 450 and encodes 126 amino acids. The record is from RefSeq and is a predicted model, not a curated record.
CCGGCGACUUGCGGUGUAGUCUGCAAUCAGUUGUCUGGGUGUGUGCUGUAGUUGUUUUGGGAGAGAAGAAUGCCCGAUCCGGCGAAAUCUGCUCCGGCCCCUAAGAAGGGGUCGAAAAAGGCUGUAACAAAGGUGCAGAAGAAGGACGGCAAGAAGCGCAAGCGCAGCCGCAAGGAAAGCUACUCGGUGUAUGUGUACAAGGUGCUGAAGCAGGUCCACCCGGACACCGGCAUCUCGUCCAAGGCCAUGGGCAUCAUGAACUCCUUCGUCAACGACAUCUUCGAGCGCAUCGCUGGCGAGGCGUCGCGCCUGGCACACUACAACAAGCGCUCAACCAUCACGUCCCGUGAGAUCCAGACGGCCGUGCGCCUGCUGCUGCCAGGCGAGCUGGCCAAGCAUGCCGUGUCAGAGGGCACCAAGGCGGUCACGAAGUAUACCAGCUCUAAGUAAGGGAGGCGACAGUCUCUGAAUUUUGUCUGCCACUAAGCAUCAUGGCAGGGAAGAUGGUCAAAUUCCCCCACGUGCCUGUCAGCUGUAUCCCCAGUCUGUCUGUCCUCAGGCCUGAAAUUGCUAACUCAACACCUCCUUGGAGAAAAAUCCCUAAAUCCUGAAGAUACCAAGACAAGAAAAACCCUAAAGGAACACAAUUAUUCCUGCUUUAGCUCGAACCUGCUGGUCCAUUUCCGCGAGUCCUUCUCCAAGUAGGAAACUUGAGUGCUCUGAAAUGGGUCAGGACUCUCAUAAUGAGGCAUCUAUGCUUCCCAAAAGAGUUGAGGGUUCUCCAGACCAAGACUGGACAGCACAGAUGACCCUACUGAUCCACUUCCUUCCCAACUGGUUGCCUGUUCUAUUCCACACCUGUCCACUCAGGGACACUGGGUUUAGGCUCAGAAGGCCAGGCAGGUCAUGAUAGCAAAGGCCUGUAAAUCCAGCACUCGGGAGGACGAAGCAGGAGGAUCUCCUAGAGUUUGAGGCCAGCAGGGCUACAUAAUGAAUUUGAAUUCACUAUGAGUGAGUGAAUUUGGAACAUAGAGACCUUGUCUUUAAAACAGAAACCAAACCACAAAACGUUCUGGCAACUACAGGGGACCAAGAUCCUCGCAAAUGAAGCCUCCUGGCCAGGGAGUUGGAUUCUACACGACCUGGGAGUGAAGACAGAGCCAUCUCCCCACCUGCUUCCUGUCUUUAGGUCCUUUCCUGGGCCUCUUGCAGGCCAGGAAACUUGACAUCCAGGACAGGAGACGCCUUGGACUUUGGUGGACAACGCUCUGUGCUUCGCUCACUUGAGGGCAGCAGGCCUGCUCGGCGCACGCAGGGUCCACACGGCGCGAUGGGGACGCGGCCAGCAGGGAGCCGUCUCCACUGCCCUGCGGCUUCUGUUCCACCACCGCCUCUGGCCGCCUUUGCUUGGGUCUCUCGCGACAGGCCCAGGAGCUGGUUCCUGCGAGCUCUGUGGCCGUGGCCUGGAGUCCUCGCCUCUGAGCGGGCCGCCCUGACCGCGCUCGCACCUGGCCCGCGCUCCUGGUGGGCAGAAGCCCCUGCACCAGGGCGGCGGAGGCCACGAUCUUCAACGCGGCCGGCAGGGGGUGCGGAGCGGGACCCGCCCUCGGGAUCUAGAUAGGAUUGCUCAGCUCCCGCGCUGCUUCCUUCCUGCCGCUGGGCUGUCACCCCUCCAGUCUCGGAAUUUUGUGGGGACGCCCACAAGUUUGGUGCCCCUCUCUGCACCGGAGCGACUAGACCAGAACGAUUGCUUACUGGUCUUUCAGCAGCAUCACUGCUCCCCACUCCCAUCCCCUCUGCUGCUCCACUUAGAGCACAAUUUUCCUUCCUCCAGGUUCCAGGGAAGCAUAUCUUUAGGAAGCCGGUUGCAGAAAAGCUUGCAUCUGAGGUCAGCAGUGCACGCUGGAGAGCACACGGGGGCGCCAGCGGCCCGCCAAGGGACGACCUGGUGAGGGAUGCCUGCAGGGGCCAGGAGCCUUCAGUGGUUUGUCCAACCCAGGUUCUGAAGGAGGGACAAGCUCAAAUUUGUGUAUAACGACGGCUGUCGAAUACAGCAAUCAUUUCCAAUAGGACCUACUAACACAUCCCUUUUAGGGACGGAUAAAUAAACUAAUAAGUACUCACCUAAUAACAUGAACAUGGGUUUAUAGUAUCCAGUGCUUUUUAGCCAAAAUGAAACAAAUAUUCUAGACGAUUCGAGAAAAUAUAAAACAAGAAUUUAACUCCAGCGCACUCCUUUAUUUGGAAAUGCAAUGUUUAUCUGAAAUGUAAAUUUCCUCGGCCUAUCUGGCCACAGCCUAAUUCAGGCAUGAGUAGAGCCGCACAGAGCUGUGCCUGUUCGCGACUCACAGAGGCAGUUAAUAUUUCCCUUCCUCUGUCCACCUUGCUCUCAUGAGUCUCCCUGGGAGCCAAGCAUUUUCAGAAAGAAAAAGAGGUAAGGACUUUAAAUGGGAAGCCAGGUUUGCAUGGCAGUAAUCCCAGCACCCUGGGAGACUGGGGCAGGAGCAUACAAAUUCCUUAGGGAUUUAAGGAGUCUGUAUUAAAAGGAGGGGAGGCUGAGAAGUAGCUCAGAGGGAAGGCCUUGAGUUCAAUGCCAUGUGCCACAAAACAAAAACAAAAACACCCUAAGUAAAAAUGUUUAGAAAUUCUGCCCCACCUUCCCACAAUAUGCUAGCAUGCAGAAUUAUCUCAGGAGGGGCUAGUAUAUCCACAUCUAAAACCUAAUUCUGUCCCUAACCUCUAUAAAUAUAAGGCAAUGGAAGAUGGAAAAGAGGCACUAAUGAGCAGAUUGUCAGUAUGAGGGGCUGGGGAUUUAGCUCAGUGGCAUAAAGCUCCUGCCUCGCAAGCGCACGGUCGUGAGUUUGAUCCCCAGUACCAGUAAAAAAAAAAAAAAAAAAAAAAAAAAGAUUGUCACUAUGAGACCUGUAGUUAGUCCUUUAGAGAGUACUUUGAGACACAGGGUGGAAUACAAUACAGUCCCAAUUGAGGGGUGGCCAAGUGCAUGAUAUUUAUCUGCUAGCUUCCUAUUUUUAUUGACUGAGGAUCCAUCCUGGGUCUUUAACUGGCUUUAGGUGCUCUCUGGUGUAUACAGGUGAAUGUGACUGACAGUGGCAUGUGAGUCCCAAGGGCUCUUCUUUAGGCCAGUGCCAGGUGGCCUGCUCUAAAGGCUCCGGUGAGCACCAUGUCUGCUGUUUCCAGUUCUCUUGGAAAACUGAAAACUUGGUGUGAAGACUUAAACUGAUUAGUGCAUUGUCUUUAUGUCUGAAAGUAAAUUUAGUAACUCAAAAGUGAUACUCUAAGGUACAGUUUCCUUGUCAGUGCCUGAGCAUCUGCUCAAGGGCAGACCCAGAGACAUUUCUGCUCUCCUGUCUUUGGUUUUCCUGUUCCCAAGUAGAGUUAACCACCACCAACUCCAUAUCCACAUGUAGGCUUUGCCAGAGGUGGGAAAUGCUGAGCAAGAAGUGUUUCAGGAUCCUUUCAGCCUCUCUCCUCAGCAGAGUCAGCAAGGACGUUCCAGUACUGGGUGAAGUAAAAAUAAAAAUAAAGAGGAAUGAGCCCCAGAUGGAGAGGGGUGAGUGCCAGGAACAGGCACCCAAGCCCUAUGGGGAAGCAGAGGAUUGGGACCUUACCUGGAGAAGGUCUCAGUGGCCCAAGGCCCUGAGGCUGGAGGAGCAGACAGGAACAUGGGGGACUUGAAGAACCUAUUCCGGGUACAGCUAUGAUCCAGAAAUAAGGAAAGACUGACAUGCAAAUUGCCCAAUUAAGAAAUUUGUGUGAUAAAUGAUUCAUAUAAUAAAUAAAUGAUUCAUAUAAUAAAGUCCCAUUAAAAAAAACUGUGACAAAGAUAUAAACAUGGAAAAGUCUGACAAAGGAGCAUGAAAGGUGACAGUGGGAAGGAAAUUAUGCUAUUUUGCUAUCUGUGUCUGCUCUCCUUCCCAUCAGCCCUUUCCCUGAGAUUUCUGUCCACCUUGUGAGUGUAGGCAGCGCUUUCUGUUCUGAAACUGCACUCCUUCCUCCAGCUUGUGAUUCCCCUGGGGUCUUCUACAGAUAGUUUCACUACUGAGAGUCUUUGGGACUCUUUCCUUUGAGGCUCAUUCCCGUCAGUUCUCAUUCCCCUGUUUCUCCAGCCUGUAACACCAAACCUGUGUAAUCAGUAAAACUUCUGCUACCAUAUGCAGUCACUUCUUUUAUACAAACAUUGGUGGCUGGGGAUGUAGUUCAGAGGCAGAGAGCUUGCCUGGCAGGCAGGAGACCUGGAUUCAACUGCUAAUAUCACAUAAAAUGACACAAACACUGGAGAUAAUAUUGAGGUAAUAAUUGUGCCUUUUUUCUAAAAGUGAAGAGAAGAUUGUUCACUUUUGUACAGAUGACAAGCAGUGGACUCAGGUCCCCUGUUGCUCGGGGAGGCUCCCAGGAGGUUGGUAUUAAAGGUGAGCUUUAUGAAGCACAUGGAGCCAGGGUAGAUGGUUGGUGGGUAUGAUCCCUCUUUGCCAAAUAAGCUACAUUUUGUUGCUAUGUUUGUCACACUUCUUUUUUACCCCUACAUUUCUAUUAAAAUAUUAUUCACAUA